Molecule: messenger RNA, 2340 nt
Organism: Helianthus annuus (common sunflower)
Lineage: Eukaryota; Viridiplantae; Streptophyta; Magnoliopsida; Asterales; Asteraceae
Product: probable serine/threonine-protein kinase abkC
Exons: 5
Coding region: 272-2056 (594 amino acids)
Source: RefSeq, a predicted model, not a curated record
GAUAAUAUGCCCUAAUGUGGGAAAGAUCUUUUAAACGUAAGAAAAGAAACCCCUUUGGCAAGAAAAGGGUUUCCAUAUAUAGAAACAUAAAUUCACUCCACAUCCGCCAUUGUUAACUCAAUCAAAACUCAUGUUCACGAGCGAAUCUUCAGUUGAAUCUGUGUUCAGAUGAUCAUCCAGAUUCAAUUUCACGUUCGUAUUCUCUAGAAAAUGCUCGCGAUUCAGCUCAAAUCAACCUCAAUUCGUAAUCAAUCACCUCCAUAUUCUCAUUAUGUCAAGGCUCCUGACGGUCAGAAAUGUUAAAAGAAUUGUGCGGUCGAUUCGAACAAACAACAGUAGAAUUCAACUAGAAGACAGGAAACAUGGGUCAGUUGAUAGGAUCACUCUAUAUUCCUCUCUUAGAAGUUAUUCCAUUAUCCCAAACAACGAUAGAACGACUCGUUAUGCUCAAAACGCAUGGAAAACAAUUUCCCAGAAUUCAUCUCACACUGUGAAAUCCUUUCCUUCGAUAAGUAGGAUUUCUCAAGCAUUUAGUUUGGCCGCAACCCGCUCGUAUAUCAUUAUUCCGGGUAUAUAUGCGUUUGCAUGCGGGAAUACGGCAUUUGCACAAGCAAGGCAUAAUGCGGAAUAUUUUCAACCCAGAAAUACUCUUUAUACGCAUGCAGAAAACGGACACGCGUUCUUGAUUUCAUCAGCCGUUUCAGUAUACGAAGGUUUAAUAUUAAUAAUCAGAGCUAUAUAUCUAUCAAUCUUAUUCUCCCCAUGUAUAGCAUCGGCACCAUUUGCAGGAUAUUUCGGUAACUCAUCAAGAAAAAGCUGGCUACGCCUUAUACGUCGUACGUUAGAAAUAGCGGGUCCCGCUUUUAUAAAAUGGGGUCAAUGGGCUGCAACAAGACCGGAUCUUUUUCCUCGAGACCUGUGCACCGAACUUUCUAAACUUCACUCACAAGCCCCUGAACAUAGCUUUUCUUACACGCGAAAGACGGUUGAGAAGGCUUUCGGCCGUAAAAUCCAUGAAAUUUUUGAUGAUUUUGAGGAGGUCCCGGUGGCCUCUGGAAGUAUCGCUCAGAUUCAUCGAGCGGUUUUGAGAUAUAAGUAUCGUGGUAAGCAGAUUAAGCCGUUAGUAGUUGCGGUAAAAGUUAGACAUCCGGGAGUAGGUGAAUCGAUUAGAAGAGAUUUCGAGAUUAUUAACGUAGUGGCGAAGAUUUCGCGGUUUAUACCCACUUUGAAAUGGUUGAGAUUGGAUGAAAGUGUACAGCAAUUCGCGGUGUUUAUGAUGUCGCAAGUGGAUCUCGCUCGUGAAGCUGCGAAUUUAAGCCGUUUUGCUUACAAUUUUAGACGAUGGAGAGAUGUUUCGUUUCCGAAACCGGUAUAUCCGCUCGUACAUCCUGCGGUUUUGGUUGAAACGUUUGAGCAAGGAGAGAGUGUUGCGUAUUAUGUUGAUGAACUCAAAGGACAUGAACGACUCAAGAGUUCUCUUGCUCAUAUAGGGACUCAUGCACUUUUAAAGAUGCUUUUGGUUGAUAACUUCAUCCAUGCCGACAUGCAUCCCGGAAACAUCCUAGUACGAAACAAAUCGUCUCGUAAACGGAUCUUUAAAUCGAAGCCACAUCUUAUAUUUCUUGAUGUCGGCAUGACCGCUGAACUUUCAUAUAGUGAUAGAAUAAAUUUAUUAGAGUUUUUCAAAGCGGUUGCUCGUAGAGACGGUGCCACUGCAGCAAAAUGCACGUUAAGGCUAUCAAAGCAACAGAAUUGCCCUAAUCCUCAAGCCUUUAUUAAGGAAGUGAAAGAAUCGUUUGAUUUUUGGGGUACUCCGGAAGGCGAUAUAGUUCACCCCGCUGAUGCCAUGCAUCAAUUGCUAGAGCAAGUGAGACGUCAUCGAGUCAAUGUGGAUGGAAAUGUAUCCACCGUCAUGGUCACCACUUUGGUUCUCGAGGGUUGGCAAAGGAAGCUGGAUCCAGAUUACGAUAUUAUGAAUACCCUACAGACUUUGUUACUGAAAGAAGAUUGGGCAAAGUCAUUAACUUACACGAUCGAGAGACUAAUGGCUCCAUAAUCACUAUCCCUUGAACAGACUAGCUAUUAAUUACGUCUUUAGUUCGUUAUGUUCUUUCGGUUCAGAAGGUGGCAAUGGGCUCUUGUGUAACUAGUCAAUGCGGGUAUGAGUUUCGAGUCAUUUUGUUAGCAUGUUGCUUGGGUUUGGGUUUGGGUUUGGGUUGAUACACAAACACUUGUGACAACAUUAGAUAGAUGUGUGAUUCUUCUUGUAAUUAGUUUUUUGCAUUAUGCUUUAACUUUAUAAUUCAAAUUUGGUAUUUUUUUUUAUUUUUAUUCUGCAAA